UAACAGCAUUAAACAGCAUGAGUGCUGCGGAACUACUGAGCAUAACUGAGAGCAUGAGCAACAUGCUGAGACGCCAGAAAUACCUGGCCAUGCUGUCUGUCAGGCCAUUGAGCACGUGUAAGGGACUGGCUGCAUGGGUAACCGCUCUUUAUGAUUUCUCUCCGGUUAAAUACACUCUGAGAUACAACAAUGGGCCGAACUGUACUUCGUAUCAUGGUCGACCCAAGAGCCUUCUGUCCUCUGACGACCCUUUGAGUGACUGUCUGAUACUCUCCUCGGCACCAACCUCCUACGUCGACCUGGAACUUACCCUCAUCUUCCAUCUAGACCUCCCCUUCCCUCGCACUGUAGAUCAACCUGAGAAGGAAAAUACGGGACCGUGGGAGUUGUUGUAUUGACUAUAUCUGGCUCAAUAAAUAUUACUGAUUGGCUACUUAA
Messenger RNA from Macrosteles quadrilineatus (aster leafhopper), 438 nucleotides. RefSeq lists its product as uncharacterized. The record is from RefSeq and is a predicted model, not a curated record. The transcript is spliced from 2 exons. NCBI's taxonomy places the organism in Eukaryota, Metazoa, Arthropoda, Insecta, Hemiptera, Cicadellidae. The coding region runs from base 18 to 398 and encodes 126 amino acids.